GUUUAUUACCUCGUAGGUAUUGGCAAAACCGUUUUCACACAGAAAGCUUCUUUCGACUGGUCUCAACACAGAUCUCCAGAAAGGUUAGGAGCGUUUGAUCUUUUCCUUCUUAUAAGAUUACGGGACGUUUCUAAUCUCCAAGAUGUUCCGUCUAUUUUGGCGGCUUCCAGAGCGCUGGCUAGUGAUGGCACAGUUACCGUGGACAACCUGUAUAACUACGUUCGCCGCCAUCAAGAAAAAGUCUUGCUUAUCUUGGACGGCUACGAUGAGUAUGUUUACACUGCUGGAAGGCAAUCGCCUGUCCUUGAAAUCUGGGAUAAAAGUCAGUUAAGAGAUUGCUGUGUUGUAAUUACUUCAAGGGAAAUGAAAGCAGAGACGUUGAGAAGUUCUAGUGAUGCGGUUUUCAAGAUAGACGGCUUUACCGAUGAACGCCAAGAAGAUUUCGCUCGUAGAUUUUUAAAAGAUGAUGAAGAUGUUAAAAAGUUUUUCGAAUACCUAAAGCAGCACAGCCUAAGAAAACUAGCACAAAUUCCUCUUCUUCAUCUGAUAAUGUGUCUACUCUGGAAGGGAAAAUAUCGCUGUGAAGAGAUAAUUUAUUGUUAUUCAGUUAUUUUGCUUUUGCUGGUAAAAAUAGGAAAAGCCAAUGUAGAAAUCAUUUAUUCUUUAGUCUAACUUCUUUUAGUCGUAAACAACCUGUUGAUUUAUUGAGCGUUAACUUAUUUGUCAAGUCAUAAUUGUAUUUAGUCUUCGGAGUGUAAUCAACCUGUAAGAAGCCGUUAUCCACCUGUGUAGCUUUUGGAAGUAAUUAAUGUUUCAAAGCAAGCUUAGGUUUCCACCAAUAGUCUUGUAGAAAUGAUUGUUGUGCUCUGUAAUUUGACUCGUUGAGUUGUGAUGUAAUCUGUAUCGCUUCGCUAGCUUAGGCUUAAAUACGAGUGCUUUUGUAGGAGUUUCUUCGGUUACAUCCAGGUCCAUCUAGUCCUGGUUACAUCCAGGUCCAUCUAGUCUUGGUUAUAUUUUGGUUGGUUAUGUUCCUGACUCUACCCGCAGUAUAGUCUUGGAUUAAACCUCUACAUUGGAGCCAAGUUCUGUUGUAAUCAUUGUCUCAAGGGUAUUCAGCAGGCGUAAGAGAUUCCGUGCCUUCCCGCAGCCAGCGAGUGUCCCCAGGAAAAGGCCUUUCCCAGAGAGUUUUUAGAGUUUUUCCCCGUCCGUCAGUUUACCCCUUUGUGAAGGCAAAACCUGUUUCCACACUGGUGUUAAAGUGAAAAACGUGUUUUCACACUGGUGGAGAAUCCGAGCAAUUACGCAAGGAAUACCAGAGGCAAAGAAACCUUACAGAACAGGAUGUAACCCCUUGGAGCAAGAGAGUACGCCCAAGUAAGUCAAUUUAACUUGAUGCCGAAGUUUUUCUCGAGAAGAAAAGAACCUUACAACCUAAGGAGCCGGAGUAAGAACCAAAGUACUCCGAAGUCGAAAGUAGACGCCUGCGUCGAGUGCGAUUUGCCUUUCGACGAAUCAAAAAUUGCCCCAGAAUUGAGGCGUGGGCCAGUUGCUAAAGAAGGAACUAGUUCAGAACCGUUAGAACCUUCUCACAAAAACUCUGUGAGGUUUAACACGACCAACUUGGAACCCGUAGAUAUUAGUGUAGAUUCCGAUAGCGACGACAGUCUUAGUGCUUUGGACCCACGGUGUCUCAGAGCUCUCGUAGAAUCUGAGGAAGAACUUUCUUCAGAAAACGGGUGAGAAAAAGAUAAAGAAAAAGAAAAAGAAAAAAAGAACUUUACGGAUAGCAUUUUUGCAACAGGUAGUCAACAGGUACCUGCGAGUACGUCACCUCCUACUGGUAGUACAUCGCCUCCCAGUAAUACAAUACCACCUACAACCACACCUGUAGAUCCUACAGUAAUUGAGCAACCAGAAGUGUUAAAUACUACACCAAUUGUUCCCGACAACGCUGCUGGUGGACAACCGUUACCAAAUAUUAAUUCACCUGCUGAUAUUUACGAACACUUUUCCCGGAGGGUAGACUACAGAGAUAACUUCAAAACGGGAACGCCUCCCAGUAGUAAUUUGACUGGAUCGCGUGAUAAGACUGACAGAACCCGUGACGACUCUAGUGGUAACAGUGAAUGCGAAUCAGCCUUACCAGCUACAAAUAUAGAGAGUUGUAACACGUGUGACGCUACAGGUACCAUGCAAGCAGAGCAGUUAACUAAAUUGCAAGACCAAAUAAUUGCUUUACAACAAGAACUUAAAUCACAACAAGAGAAAGCUCAUGUCUUCCGAACAAAAACUAUCAGUGCCUUUGAGCAAACUCCGAUUCCAGAUGUAUCAAGUCCGCACAGACCGACCGCAUUUCACGGUUUUGAUUCCGAGGAUAUAAAUCGAUGGCUGGAUAAGGUGGAAAAUUAUUUGACACUACGCCGGAUAGAUACAUCCACUCCUACCGCUUUGGCAGAACUUGUACUGAAUCUUGUUGGGUCAGCUGAGGACUUUUAUUAUUCCCUGCCUGGGGAUUGUAAGGAUACCUUUACUAAGCUGCGUGAUGCCUUGAAGGAGAGAUUCGCAAACGAAAACCAGAGCUGGAUUAUUUGGCAGGCAAUUACUACCCGCCAGCAGGGCCCUGUGGAGCCACUUGACACCUAUUUAACUGAUCUGACCGGAAAGUUUCGUCGAAUCAACAUUUCAGAUGCAGAUAAGAUGCGUUAUUUUGUUCAAGGGCUAAGGGCCGAUUUGAAAGAAACUGUUUUGCUAAAACAACCAAAGACUUUCCGGGAAGCGGAAGAAAUGGCCCGCCUCGCAUCAGCAGUUAAAACCACGAUGAGCAAUUCUAAUGAAACUGUUACGAUACAAUUAAAUAAUUUAACGAAGACCUUGAACACUCUGGAAGCCAAUAGUAGCAGCCCAGUAAGUACAAAUCAACAACAGUCGCUUCAAAGCCAGAUAGAAACAUUGACACAAAAAGUGAAUUCACUCAUGCCUACAGUUACGAAGUCAGAUAAAGUUGCCGCUUAUUCAGAGCCACAGGUGGAUUUCCAAAGUAAGAUUGAGGACCUUACUAAACUUGUGAAACGCAUGGAAGGUAACUUUCAGGAUCAAAUUGCCAGUUUGGAUAAGAGGAUGGACGCACGCAUCACUGGCCUCGCACAACGUCAGCGAGAGACUCGUAACACUAGGGAGCGAUCAAGAGAUGGCCGCCCUUAUUGUUAUGUAUGUGGUUUGCCUGGCCAUUAUCAAAACAGUUGUCCACGACGGAACAACCGUGAACGUGAACGUGACCGCACGCCAGUGCCCAGGUACGCGCUGCCUGCUCCUGAUAACUACACACUAUAUUCAAGUGGCCCUCAAGCACGACAGCGAGCCUUACCACCGCCGCCACAGAGCCGAAUAGCUGCCUUUCAGGACAGUACUCCAACCUCUUCCAACCAUCCGGAGUUGCCUAUACAUGACUCUCCCAAAAAUGACUCUGUUGAUUGGGAUUAUUAUUAUGGUGACUUUAACGACGAUGACUUCUAUGGAGAGUGGGAUUAUUGUUACGAUUGUGAAUCAGAAUCCGAGACUUACGAUUAUGCAGAUGACUGGGACAAACUACACUGGGAUCAAGUAUAUGAUGAACCAAACAUUCAGCAACCAAUUCUUUCCACACUUAUAGAAGAAGACCUAGGCAAUACAGCAACUGCUCACCUGCCAUACUUAGAAACAGAUGAUUUGCUGCCGUUGACUGAUGACGAAUAUCCAUCUGAAGACGAAACUGAAAAAGGGGAUGAGUUUGAUCUACCAGCUCCAGUUCCUUAUCCGUUGUUGCCCACAAUAACCAUGCACAAUGACAGUGCUGUCUCUAGAAUUUUAGGGUGCCUUACAAGCACUGAUCAAACUACAAAAUCAGUGAUGACCUACCCGCCAGCGGCAGUUGAUAACAUGCCACCCCCAUACCCAGGUGACGUUGGAGUAGAUCCUACUCAGUAUUUUGGAACUAACUAUCCCAAACCAGCGUUAGCAGGUUACAAUAAAGUAGCUCCUAGGAAGGCUCAGCCACAGACCAAAGAGGUAAAGCAGAAGUCAACAGCCAUUGCUUAUAGUACCCUGAACGCUGAUAACCACGUUACAGGAGAUUCCAGCCGAUCUCGCCAUGAAGACCUUCCUACAGAAAGCCCAACCGCUAUGCACUCUGGGGAGAAGGCGAGCAACUCAGUUUCGGCUCAAAAUGUCAGAGAAAUGGUCACGACUCAAGUCAGUAAACAGGUGAAACCCUUAACCAAUCAGGAAACAGACAGAACUACCAAGCUAGAACAGAACUACCAUGUAGCUCCCAAAGCGAUACCGAGUGACCAAUCAAGUUUCCCUUGCCCUGAGAUUAGACAGUCAAAUCCUGAUACUGGACAACCAGGUAGUAACCACUCUCUACGAGCGCAGAUAGUUUCAACAGAGCCGAAAACCAAAAGAGCAACUCAUUCUCAGCUUCAUAAUGAUUACCAGCAAGAAAUUAAGGACGAGCUUUCAAAAGUUAUAAAGGAUAUGGAAGGAAAUCUAUUGAACAAGAUUACAAUUUUGGAACGACGCAUGGAAGGAAACUUGAGACACAGUAAGGUACAACCAUGGAAAAGGACUUGCUUUUAUUGUGGAAUGGUUGGCCACAUUCAGAUCAACUGCCCCAUCGUAGUUGCCAACAAGGGUCCUAUAAUUAUAAUGCACGUCAUGAGCCUGAGCGAAUCCCGCAUCAAACCACUACGUUUCAGCCGACAUACACAUCCAGGGACAAACCUCGAUGCCAAGAUUCAGGAGAGGAGCCAUAUUACGUCAACCACAACUCGACAAAAGUUGGAGUUAUCCUGGACCAACCAAAGGAAGUACUUAAAUUGGGCCACCUAAACUCAGUUGCAGCAAACAGCUUCAAGCCAACAAGUUCCCAGAUACCCAAUGUGCCACCCGACUGCACAAAUGGUUUAAAUUCCCCGGAACAAGAGAAACCUAAGUACCAGCAGAAUACCCUUAUUUCCACUAGUCAAACGCCUGGUGAAAGAAUCCGCAACCAACAAGUCGCAACAAGUUGUACAGAAAAGUAUCCGCCUCAAGCAUCGCAGUCCAGCAAGACGCCCACUAUUAGGAAAAACGCGGUGAAGCUUCAGAAGACAGGCAAGUCAGCAGCAUUGCAGCUCAAGAUUCCAUGUAUGUUCGAGAAGUUUAUUUCCUGGUUCAUGCUACUAGUGCUCUUUCACCUGUGUUUUGCUUCACAAGCUCAUAAUUUACCUCAAGUGCAACGAACACCUCAAAAGCUCCACAACAUGCACGACUACCUCCAGUCUGCAGAGAAAGAAUUGUUUCCAUUCCCUAAAAGUGAUGGCAGAUUGACAACCGAAACUCAUACCCAUAAUUGGCAUCAACCAUUGUCUUCCACAAAGUUCAAGUACAAUUUUCCACUGCUGAAGGAUGACCCUUCCGACGACUUAAUACCGAGCGAUCUCACCAGUAAAUGACAAUGGCCAUCCACUAACAGAGAAAGCGACCUUCAGAAGAGGAAAUAGUUAGUGUGAAAUUUCUAAGAGUCCAAGAGAUAUGAGAUAGAAUAACGAAUACGCAGUUGAGUAAUAUAGAAUCAAUUAACAUAAGUCCGUCCAAGCCAGAGAGAAGGCUCGAAUAAUAAAAAACAUGAUACGGAGUUAAAAUAGACAGAAUCGAGAAUUGAGAAGUACUAAAUGAGAGUUUCAGGUAACCUUAAGUGUGACAGUUUUAAGCUAAGAAACGAGCGUUUGAAACGUAUAUAAUAACCCUUUAGUACCUUCGCUGAGUAAGAAUGCAUGUAAGUAAUUGCCCUCAAAAGGCGCAUAUUUUGAAGUACGUUAAUCUUUAUAUAGAUCAGCUUUUAUUUUCAUUGAACCCCCGAGGCCACUAUAUUUAGGCUAGUUCGGUUUAUGCCGCGGUUCAGGCACAAAAACAAAUACAAAAUUUUCAUUCGCUGUGCAUUUUCUUAAUUUUUCUCGUAUACUUUUAUUGUUUUCCUUUUCCUCUAAUCAGCUGAGGACAGCUGAGACUUAAGGUGGGAGGAAUGUGAAGAGAUAAUUUAUUGUUAUUCAGUUAUUUUGCUUUUGCUGGUAAAAAUAGGAAAAGCCAAUGUAGAAAUCAUUUAUUCUUUAGUCUAACUUCUUUUAGUCGUAAACAACCUGUUGAUUUAUUGAGCGUUAACUUAUUUGUCAAGUCAUAAUUGUAUUUAGUCUUCGGAGUGUAAUCAACCUGUAAGAAGCCGUUAUCCACCUGUGUAGCUUUUGGAAGUAAUUAAUGUUUCAAAGCAAGCUUAGGUUUCCACCAAUAGUCUUGUAGAAAUGAUUGUUGUGCUCUGUAAUUUGACUCGUUGAGUUGUGAUGUAAUCUGUAUCGCUUCGCUAGCUUAGGCUUAAAUACGAGUGCUUUUGUAGGAGUUUCUUCGGUUACAUCCAGGUCCAUCUAGUCCUGGUUACAUCCAGGUCCAUCUAGUCUUGGUUAUAUUUUGGUUGGUUAUGUUCCUGACUCUACCCGCAGUAUAGUCUUGGAUUAAACCUCUACAUUGGAGCCAAGUUCUGUUGUAAUCAUUGUCUCAAGGGUAUUCAGCAGGCGUAAGAGAUUCCGUGCCUUCCCGCAGCCAGCGAGUGUCCCCAGGAAAAGGCCUUUCCCAGAGAGUUUUUAGAGUUUUUCCCCGUCCGUCAGUUUACCCCUUUGUGAAGGCAAAACCUGUUUUCACAUCGCAAUGCACUGCCAAAGAAACGCGCAGAAAUCUUCACUCAGUUCGUGAAGACUUUGUUUGAUCACAUGCGUGAAAAACAGUCUGCUGAAUCGGUGUUUAAAAUCGAGGAUUACUCAGAUGAAUUAUAUGCAUUAGGGCGCUCAGCCUUUGAAGCUCUCAUCAACGAUCGCCUCUACAUCCUGAGAAGUGAAUUACCUAACUACGAUCUGAUCGAGAGGUUGAUUGAAGUCGGCCUUUUUCAGGUUUUAAAUAUGUCAAGUUUGAAUCCUGAAAGAGGUGUGUAUUUCAUUCAUAAAUCCCUACAAGAAUACUUCGCGGGAAGUUUCCAGAAAGAAGAACUGAUAUUAUCUAAAAAGAAUAAAAUUACAAAUUCCCUGUCAAAGCUGGAUUCGGUUGAAAAGAUCCUCAAAAUGAAUGAAGUGACAAAAUUUGCUGGUGAGCUGUCAGAAGAAGCCGCGCGCGAGAUUGUGAUUCAUCUGAUCAAAAUGGCGGCGAACGAAGAAGAACUGACGGAAUACACCUUCGACAGCGAAACACCGUCAUGGCGGGAUUUGUCAGAAAAACAAAGAAAUUUUCUAACACUCUGUACACAGUUGUUUUUCUACUGUUCAGCUGAGACAAAGAGAAACCUCUUUCCUACAUUUCUUUCCUCUUUCAGAGGAGUUCUUUUAAUUAAAGCAGACCAGCUAAAUGAUCUUGUGAAAGAAAAGUUAGUUAAAACUACCGUAAACGUACAUUACGUUUUUUUCACUGAUGACAAAGAGUAUACAGAGCAAGACUAUAAAAACUUAAUAAUUCUAUGUCAACAAUUAAAUGCUUUUAUUGUAAGUUGUUCAGAAGAAAAGAAAGCAUCAGAAUUUUUAAGCAACUUUAUAUGGCGCCUAGUUAAUGAAUUUUUCCUAAAGAGAGAAGAAAACAACACUCACCUGUAUUUUAUGAAAAUUAUAAAAGAUGAAGAGGAAGGCAUUCCUUUUCUUGCUUAUGAUAUGAUUAAGGCGCUUAUUAGUAGACAAGAAACAACAAAGAAGACAAACAUGAAUGGUGACGAGUCAAGUGAAGAAAGCAGCAGCAGCUGUUGUUCAAAGCUGCAUGGUCUCUGUAGGGUUCGGAAGAUUGAAGCUCAGUGGUUGGACAGGUCAGAAGUGGAACAGCUGAGUGAGAUGAUGCCGUUUAUCACCGCUCCACACGAGAUAGAGUUUUGGGGUGAACCCGGUGAAGUGUUGGAUGCUGAUGAGGAGUCUCUGAUGGGGAGCAUUCAACCAACACACAAACUGAAAAGCUUAAUACUCUGUCGUAUCAAUGGAACAUCAUCACUUGCUGUAGAGUUCAUCAACAGUUUAUUUAAAAAAGCUCCAAACUUGGAGUGGCUCGAGAUGUCACACAAUCCUCUUCUGGGUGCAGGAGUAGACAGCGUGAUUCAACAUCUCAGCUGCGCUCCUCACCUGAAGACACUGGACCUUACAGAAGUGAAGAUGACUCCACAGCAGGUGAAGAAUGUGACAUCAGCUGUACAACAGCACGGCAACAUCACUGUACUGCGGUCAUCCUACCACGUAAGUUUUCCAAUUUUAUCGCUAUUUGUUUCUUUAUUCUUUGUUUACAGUUUAUUUCUACUGAGCUCCUUCCUUUCACCAUAUUCCUUCCUUUGUCAUUUUUAUGCUCGACAAAACAUGAAAAUACGGUAUUUACUUUUGAAAACAAAUCACAAACUUUAGCAGAUUCAAAGUAUCAUUUCAAAUUCAUUCCUUUCAAUUGAUUAAACUAAAUUCCAAACAAUGUUUUAAGUUCAAGUUUAUGGUAGCAUAAACUGUUGUUAAUAAACCUGAGAAUGAUGCCCUAUGAAAGCACACUUAGGACAUACUAGCAACAAUCAUGUCUCUGUUCUUAUGUCACACAACGUGCAACAUUUGUAUAAGCUGUUGUACUAAGUAAUGGUAGAUACUAGUUCAAAGUACAAGAAGGAACAAUGAACACUAACUAGUUGUUUGAUUACAAUGUAUCCUUCGUCUUUGGCAAAGUCCACUGUAAGGUAGCAUGAUAUAUUACUAGACUCCACAUAGGUUCCAUUCAUAUUAUCACAUGCUUAUCAUGCACUUGUGCUCCUCUUUUUGCCGUACGCUACUGUCCUUUCCCAGUCAGUUCGUUUAGAGCUUCGGUUCAUUCACAACAGCGUUUUUUAAAAUUUUUUAACCGAGAACAAGUAAAUUAAUAUUACGGUGUCUGAUGCAAAAUAAUGGAUCAGCGAGCAGAUAUGAAAUUUCUCUUCGAGUCUGGUUCAACUCGAUAUGAGCUCACUUAGCAAACACUGUGUUACAUAUAGAAAACAAAAAUUCCACAAUAUUAUAAAUUUCGGAAUCAAUUUUAAUUCAUUCCUUUUUAUAAAAUGAUGAACAACAAGCAUAAAGUCAAAAUAUGUUCCGAUCAGUUCAUGUUCAAUUCAAACAAAUAAUUUGCAAAGUAAGAGAAAGAAGAGUUAACUUACAGUUUCACUUUUAUCGCUAAGGUUUCCUAAAAUCAGUCAAACUCACGAAAAGUUUGUUUGAGAGUCCAGAAAACGAAGAAGUCUUUUCAGACGUGUCCUUUUCUUUGAGUGUUCUUUGCGUGUCCUUUCUUAAAUGACCUCGUACAGUAGGAUAGGUUAUUUUAGAUAACUUUCUACAAAACAGACAAUUCCUCAGAGACAUCAGGGGCGGAUCUAGGGGGGGGGUGCAGGGGGUGCGCACCCCCUCCCCCCCCCCCUGAGAUGACCUGCGAUUUUUUAAUACAACUGGUAUUCUGCCAAAAAAAAACUAUGUGGUUUAUUGGUGUUGAAGUAGAGCAAGAGACGAGUGCACCCCGUCCUAAAAAAAAUCCUGGAUCCGCCCCUGGACAUGUUUGUUCAAAGUUAACGCUGUACAUUUUAUUGUAGGUAAAAGCACUGCACUGUGGUAUUAAUUGUCUAUUUUUUUCGUCGACAUGUUUUUCCACUUUGCUAAGUUUUUCUCCUGCUAGCCUCCACAAAUCCUUUGAAAAAUUCUGCAAAUUCCAGAGUAAAUAAGCCAAAUCUUUCUCCCACUGAAGUUUUACGUUGUUUUCGAAUCCUUUGUAAGUCCAUCUUGAGCAUUUUUGGGUUGAAUUUUUUCUUUGAUGAGCAAACUCAACUUAAGUGAACAACAAACUACAAAAUCAACAAACUGUCAUUCAAAGUGACGUGAGAGAAGGCUAGUGAUGUGGUAACAGAUUAAGCUGUCAAUCAUGAUAUGUCACGUGGUAGCAUUUUCCCGCCUUUUGUUUGCAUGUAGCGCCAGCAUUCUCGCCUUCCCGCGUUUUUGCAUUUUUCGGUCCUGUGACCCUGCAUUAGAAAAAGGAAACUAUACUUUCUGUUUAAAAGUGAGUUUUUCUAAAAUACCUUUUGGGCUUGAAAUUUCUUUGUCUUAAUUGCUCUUGCUUUUAAAUCAACAUGGGUGCCAAAAUAAACAGAUAGGUCGGCAUUGCGUACAUGUGUCUAGUGCGAAUUGAUAUCGUUGAAAAAUGUGGUCAUGAAUGGAAAGAGUUAGUUUGGUCGGUGCUCUGUUGCUCUUGUUGGAAUGCCCGUUUUUUGUCAAAGUGUAUUAGAGAGAGAGUUUUUGUGAACAUGAUUGUGUGUUUCAGACUUAUUUUUCUCCGAUAAUUGAAAAGAAAAGAGAAACAUAAGCACUCAGAGUUUAUUCCACAUAUGUACCGUUACCACCAUCCCCUCUUCCACCCAUUUUAAACCCCCUCUCCAGUGAUCUGAAGAAGUUUUUGACUCUAUUAGCGAAGUCACUCUUUUGUUUUGUAUGUUUGGUUAAGUUUCCGCAGCGACUACUUAACAUGAGCUGCGUGAUAGAGAUUUGACUGUUUAGGCUUUUUAUGAACUUGCUGAUAAUGGAGUUUUUACCUUUAUAUUGUUUCUAGUCUUCUCCGGUCCCGUUUCAAUAAAAUGAAAACUAAAUUCACGUCUGAAAACCUUACAUUAAAUGUUCGUUGUAUGGUCGACAUUUGUUUCAGGAUCUCGAUGGCGACCCCAAGCCUGAACAUAAGUGGCCGUCACAUCACGAUUGGAAAGAGUGGUACCCUCACCUCUCUUCUGAUUCUUCAUCUGAAUUAGGGGACGAUCAGGAACAGGUGGGUCAUAGAAAUAAGGUCAAAAGAAGGCAUAGUUUUGACAUGAGGUUUCUUCUUAAAAUUCAUUUCAGUUCACUCCUUGUAGUUUUAAUCAAUGUUUUGUAUAUUAAAGAUUUACUUAACAAAGGUUAUUCUUCAACUUUCACUGAUGGCAAAUUGACGUCUGUUUUUUUGGUCCUUGAUCACUGGACAUAUGAAUUGCAUUUAAAGCAACCGGCACUGUCGUUUUUGCUUGUCAGCUUUGCUGGUCUUCAGUCCCAAUAACUCUUUCGGCGUGUUUUAUCAGAUUAAAAACCCCUCAUUUUGUUUAAAAAUUUUCAUAGUUUUGCCAGUGGCUUUUUUUAAAAUCCAUUUCAGUUUACCUGUUUCAGUAAUUUUUAAUUAUUUCAGUAUUUUAAUACUCUCUUUCUCUUCAUGGAAAACCUUUCCUUGAUCAUUGGACGUGUGAUUGUGCUUUCAAAUUAACCGGUACCAUCGUUUUGCUAGUCAGUGUAGCGGGUUAUCAGUCUUUUGCUAUGUCUUAGCAAAACCUCUCUCGCAUCUCCUCAACGAAGGAUUUUCUUUGUUUUUAAAUGUCUUCUUUGAUCUUCAAAGUAUUUUUUUGCAAUGAGAGGUGUUUUAAUGUUGUCUUUUGUUUCGUGGCAGGAUGAUUCAUCAGCUGAAUCUGACGAUGAGGAAGAGUGGGUGAGUUAGCGACUUUAGCACGAUUUGUUACAUUCAUUGAUUGUAUUUGCUAUUUUCACUAUUUUAAGGAAAGUUUUACGACUCAAUCGUAAAACGCAGUCAAUGGAGCGUGACGCCCUCAAUCAGAAACAUGUAACGCAACGUUAUGCUAGCCCUUAUCAUAUCUGGUAGAGUUUUACUCGUAGAAGGUAAAAAUUACUGGGUGGCACGUAAAUUUACUUCCAAAGUUGGGAAAUUACGGAUACAAUAGCAAUCCUUGUUUAUGGUGCAUUUGGGGCUAGUUUCUAAUGUAUCGCUCUUUUUGUAUGGCUAGUAAAAAUAAUUUUCUCAUGCACGUCUCGUGGAGCACUUCAAGUGCAAGUUCCAUUAGUAGUACAGUAUUUAUCAUUGGCUUACCCUCAGAUAGCAGGUCGACUAUAAAAGGCCUGGUAAAAAUCCUGUGUCUCAUUCGGAGCUGUACUGCUAAGUUGUAAUAGUUCAACCGUCCGAAAGUUUUGUAAUUCCCACCUUUUCUUCCCGUUGCAGGUUUUGUUGUUGUUCUCAAUAAACACGGGCUCACCGCUUUCUUUCGCUUUCGGUUUAAGGCUCUCGGCGACUUCCCCAAGCUUUGAUUUUAACGCAAACUUUUAUAUUUGUUUGUAUUCCAGCACGUGCCGGCGGAGUCAGCUUGUAGUGCUGAUAAGAUAAAGUUCCUAGAACGGUAUAAUUGCCUACACCGUUCCAUUAAGUUGCACGAUGCUGGCCGGAGGUUUCAGCUCGUAGUGCCGUGGAGUGUUAGGCCGUAUUAAGUUUGUUUGCUUUUGGACCUACCUGAAUUUGUCCGAUCCGGCGCGCGUAAAAUAGCACCGGGGAGAUAAGUAAGGCUUUAUGGUCACUCUAUGGAAGUCGUCCGCCACGCCGAUCGCAGAGCAGUGUUCGCCCCUUUACGCCAUAUAUUUUGUUGUCGUGUUUUUCUUAGACUUCAGGAACUGCGACAUUAAUUAUAUUUUAUAAACGAGUAGGAGUUUCGUUUAUUAAGUUUAAAACACAAUGCGCAGCUGAGUUUUAUGAGAGUUUCCGAUGAUCGAUGGGUUGGGCUUUUUAAUCAUUCCAAGAAAACUGGAGCCAAAACUCGUCCGUGUUUUACCGGAUUUAUACACCCCUUACAUGUAAUUCGUUUGGAUUUUCUUCAUAAAGUGUUAGUGAGUUUUCUGGUCUUAUCUUAUGACUUAUUUGAACGUCAUUUUUCUCAGUAGUCUAGGUUUCGUAUGCGAACAGUUUCAUUUUUCUAUUAAAAAGAACUGCGAUUUUGGGAUUUAGUCACGUGCUAUUUAAUAGUAAGCAUGAUCAGUGUAGGGCUUUUUGUGAGUUUCGCUACUUGCUUCUUAUUUCGUCCACUACAUCCGCGAAAAUAUUGAAACUUUCGCAUAUAGUUGUACAAUUGACCUAUUUUUUUACUUGCUUCUCCUCGUGCACAUGACUGCCUGAAAUCAUGAACCUAAAAUAUCAUAUCAAGUGGAUGAUUAGUGUAUUAAAGUACGUUAUUUGUGGCAGAAUGAAGGAGGAAUCAUCGAACCUGAAGAUGAAAGAUCGUCAUCUGAACCAGAAGACAAUCAGGCACAGGUGGGUCAUGAGAUUUUGUGUGAGUCAAUAAUCAUUAAGGUAUUUUCUUCUUCACUUGAGUUUUAACAACCAUAUCGAGCACGUAGUCAACAAAGUUUCGAGAAAAUUGGUUGUUCUUAGACGUUUGAGAAUCUCUAUUCUUAUGGCAGUGGCUGAACGCCUCUACAGAACGAUGAUUUUACCCAUUUUUGACUACUUUGAUGUGGCCUGGCAAGGGUGUGGAAAAGUUAACUCUGAUGUUCUCGAGAGUUUACAGCAUAGAGACGCGAAGUAAAUUUUUGCAAAUUCUGGACUCGAUACUAGAAAACUGAAUGACACUUUGUUUUGUCUAGUGCCUUUGAUUAAUAAGCGUAAACUACUACUAAGCCUAAUCUAACGUAAUAAUAUCGAGUUAAUAACAUAAAAGAUUCAUGAUUGUGCAAAUAAGUCAAAAAUUAGGAGUUUUAUAACAUAUUAAACACAGAAUAAAGGGUAGACCAUUCCUUUUCACGGCCGGACGUACGUGAAAUGUAUUUUUCUACUUUAAUCUUGUCACGAACAAGGGAGACAAAUUCGUUAAAGAUGUAAGCUUUCCUGUUUAGUCAAGAGCAUUUUCAGAAAGGAAAUACUACUUUCCUAAUAUGACUGAUCUAUCAGUGUUCACUGAUAAUCCUCAUUGAGGUAAACUUAUUAAAAUAAUGGGGAUCUUAGUGGAAAUUUUCUGACGUGUAACUUUUAACAUUGUUGUUGUAGGAAGAUGUUUUUUAUUUAUUUUUAAGGCUUGCCUUAAAAAUAAAAUUCGCCAAAAAAAGUCCAGCGAUGAUUCUUUUCUCAAAUGAUGUGACUUUGCGGUGUAGUAUUCACAACUAACUAAACAGUUUAUUAUUUUUAUUUAUGAACUCAACAAAUUGGCCUGCUCCCAAUGUAUGGGUCUUCACAGCUCAAUUGGUAGAGCACUGCAGCGCUAACGCAGAGGCCAUGGGUUCGGAUCCCCGUGAAGUCCCGAAAUUUUUUCUCUUACCACUGCGACCAUCAUAUCUUCAUUUCGGUUUCUAUUUGAUUGAUCAUUAGCUGAUCACCUCUAGUUCUCGUCUAUCAUUGCACAGAUUCUGGCAGACACUCACCCCAGUGUUCAUGGCUCACCAUUCCUGGCUCACCAUCCCGACACUGUAGGAACAUUCCCAGUGCCUCCUGAUCCCGCUGGUAAGGUUUCAACUUCCCCGUUUUUGAUUGGCUUUUUUGAAGAGUUCGGAGCACCAAUGCGACGUUUUACACAAGUCCAUUGCGGUCAAACGUUACUUUACUUAAAAUGAUUUUUUUUUCUUGAUUGAAGGAACUCAUCAGGAGCGGUAGUGUUACUUGUGUGAUUCUAAUUUCUAUCCUUUUGUUUCUACAGCCGGUUUAGUUUUAGCGGAAGCUCCGACUCCCGCAGUGCAUGGAUCCAGCCACGGUCAGACAUCCUUCAGUGGAUACCUUCCUCCUCAUGUUGAUCCCCAGCAUCACUCCUCCCCUGAUAUCCACGCCCAUCAUCACAACACCCCGUCCACCAUCUUUACACCUGAAAGGUCCUGGAGAUAUCCCUACCCCAGUGGAUCUGGUCUGUCUACAGUUACACAGGGCGAGUCCCAUUUGAAAUGUUUGUUCGUUAAUGAGGUAAUGGAUCUGGAUUCCGAGAGCCUUUCUUAAAUGUUAUAUUAUUAAACAGUGGUUAGGAUUUGUCUUUACGGAGACGCCUGCUAGGUAAGAAAGUUGUUGAUAAGUUGAACUUAAGGUCCUUCGCUGUUCUGCAAGAUUUAUUCUCGUGACGAAGGUUUUAAGGAGAUUUGUGAGACAGUAUUCAUCUUCACUAUCAUUCCCCUUGUUUUAAGCUGGUACCAGGCUCCAUGGUUGGGGAAUGGGGCGAAUAGAACGGAGCACAAAAGCAAGCCGAGCGGGGGACUGGGGAGAAAAAAAGCGGCUGAACGGGGCUGAAAAUUUUUGAGGGAAGAUAUUAAAGCAAAACGAUACGGCGGACUCUACCACGGCAACCGGGAGUAAUUUUAUGAAAAUCAUGGGUAAAUCCUUCUACAUCUGAUGCAGUAGUCUAGCCUAGUAUAAUAGACACGCACCCCUAUUUUCCUAUCACGGGAAACUAAGUUAUGGGGCGAAACUGCGAAUGCUACGACACUAGGCAUGCCGAGUAAUGAGGGUUUGCGACGUCAACCGCCACCAGGGAAGGUGGGAGGGGUGGGGGGGGGGAACUUCAAGAUCACUUGCACUGAAAUCAGUUGAACUGGCCAGGAGGCGGUAAAAUGCAAAGAGAAGGCAGCGUUGCAUCGUGCCACUAACGCGCAAACUCGACAUGACGGAAAUUAAAGGAGUUUCUUAUUUCCGGCGUUACGGGAUAAUCAUGUAUGCAGUGAGAAUAGUUAAAUUUUGACUACUCACUUAACCCGUGUGGAACAGUUGUUGUAAUAUAGAAAAAAAAAACGCGACACCGGAGAUUCGCUGAAAAAAAAAAAGCAUAAAAUAAUAUUGAGGGUUGAUUUGAAGAAGGCCCUAUUUAGCCGAUCACAAAAGAGGAGUCACGGUCGAGCGGAAAGUGCUCCACACACAGUUCCGGGCUUGGCGCACUUUCUAGGGCUUGGCGCUCGACUUUGUCUUCAUCCUUAGCGUCCGGCUAAAUAGGGAGCUUUUAAAAAGCAACGACGACGGCGACGUCAAGGGAAUGGCAAUCAAAACAACCACUUUGCACGUGCAUCACGCUUUUUUGUACAUUUUACGUUUGAAGGAAACAGUUAUUGCUUGACAAUCGUAUGAGGUUAUCAGCUUGUUUUCUUUCUUGUCUCCUCUCAAAUCCACAGACUGCGGCAGCGUUGCAGAGGAACACUCGCCCCAGUACUCACGAUUCACCGCUCCCUGUUUACGGUCAAGAAACCGUAAGACCACUUCCAUUGCCUCGCUAUCGUGCUGGUAAGGUUUCCUUUUUUUGUCCUCUCCUGUCAAAACUACAACAAUAAUUCUACUAUUUGAUAAACGCCCUGACGGAUUUGGGCACUAAUAAGACAAUGUUCAAGGACUUCCGGCGCUUAAAGUUCUUACUUUCCCUGUCCAAAAAUAGGCAAAUCCCAGUUCCCUUUUUUUGCCUUCGAAGGCUUUCUUACUGCCGAAUGUUUUCGUUUUUAUUGACCCAGAAGAAAGAGGAUGGAUUUAUGUCAUGGUCAAAAGAUAAUUUUUUCUCGCGGAACAACCACGGGAAAUCACGAACUCUGACUCAAUCAGGAUAGAGGAUUCGCUUUAUCUUGCCCGCUCGCGAAUUCAGUCGUAUUACAGAAAGCCUUAUAAAAUAAAAAAAGGGAUAAAAUGGCACGGCUUUUUUUCUCGUCUGUAAUCAUUACUUUUCCAAUUGUUUAUUUCCUCAUGUCUUGUUUCGGCAGAGUCUAUAUUGCAUCGUGAAAAGAGGGUUUGUAACUGAUAUUGGAAAAGGAGGAAAUCUGUAUCUACUUUAUGACUGUAAAUAUCUUUAAUCAGUGGCUUUCACUGUACCAUCAUGUUGCUUGUGGAAUUAUAAUUCCUACUAUUGUCCCUUAUAGCGGAAGUUCCCAUUUCUGUGGCGCAUGGAUUCAGUCACGACACGGCGGUGUUCGGUGUAUCCUGCCCUCAACCUCUUUACCCACGGCAUUACUCCUCCCCUUAUGGCAGCACCCACCAUCACAGCGGCCCAUCCGCCAUCCGAAGGUCAUUGGGUAGCGGUCCGUAUCCUGGUGGUUCUGGUAUGUCUACCGUCACACAUUCGCCGGAAAUGCAGGAAUUUUGUUCUCCUCAUAGAGCGCUGAGAAGACCACUGCGUGGAUUACAACCUCAAACUAAAAGUCUGUCGGCGUCUAAUCUUAGAGGUUUGGGUGUGUCUACGAUCACUCAACCCUCAAGAAUCCAAGAAAUGCCAAGACCGCCACCCCAUGGAUUGCAACACCAAAGUGCAAUUCCAGACUUUCCGAAUCUUGGUGGUUAUGGUUUAUCAACAGACACCCUCCAGCCACAAAUCCCAGAAUUGCGUGCCUCGUAUGGAACGCCUAGUCCGUCACUGCAUGAAUUGCAACCGCACCAUACAUUUCCAGGUGCUUCUUAUCUUAGUGGUAGUGGCCUGUCUUCAGUCACCCAUCUACCAGGGUUCUCCGGGCGUUCUUCCCCGUUUGGAACAAUAAGACCGCCACAGUAUGAGCUGCAACCGCAAGGUGCAAUUCCAGGCGAUCCGCAUCUUAGUGAUCCUGCUACGUCUUCAGUCACACACCCGUCAGUAAUCCGUUUUCCCUCAUAUGGAACCCUAAGACCCCAACUGUAUGGACCGCAGCUUCAAAGUGUAAUUCCAGGCGAUCCGCAUCGUAGCGUUCCCUUUGCGUCUUCCGACACACACCGGCCAGUAAUUCCCGGACGUUUUUCUCCGUAUGGAACGCUGAGAUCAGAUCCGCCUAGUUCCCAAAGUACAAUUUCAUUUAUGCGCGGGCAGGAGCACAAUGCGGACGAUGAAACUGAUAGGCCUUAA
Porites lobata is the source of this 17623-nucleotide messenger RNA. NCBI's taxonomy places the organism in Eukaryota, Metazoa, Cnidaria, Anthozoa, Scleractinia, Poritidae. The record is from the annotation of a GenBank genome assembly.